AUGAACCUUAACACGAGCAGUAACUUGGAGACUCGUUCUCUUCUUAAUGAGAUUUGUAACUUUGAUAAGAAGGGUCUCUUUGAUCUUGGACACCCUCUUCUCAACCGCAUCGCUGAGAGCUUCGUCAAAGCUGCUGGAAUAGGAGCGGUUCAAGCUGUGUCUCGUGAGGCUUAUUUUACAGCCAUUGAAGGUACCGGUGUGGAUAACAGUGGCGGUUUGCCAACAGAAAUAUCAGGCGCCAAAAAAAAUUGUUUGCCUGGUCUAAGAGGAGAGACAAGUAGCAAAUCUGUUGAGGCCUUGGUGAAGAAAACCGGCAAGGAGUCCUUACAAUGGGGAGUGGCUGCAGGAAUAUAUUCAGGUCUCACAUAUGGGCUGAAGGAAGCUCGUGGAGCUCAUGACUGGAAAAACAGUGCAGUUGCGGGAGCAAUCACUGGAGCAACGCUUGCACUUACAUUGGAAAACUCCACUCACGAACAGAUUGUGCAAUGCGCUAUCACUGGAGCUGCUAUCUCCACUGCAGCAAAUCUUCUCACUGGGAUUUUCUAA
Molecule: messenger RNA, 546 nt
Organism: Abrus precatorius (Indian licorice)
Lineage: Eukaryota; Viridiplantae; Streptophyta; Magnoliopsida; Fabales; Fabaceae
Product: outer envelope pore protein 16-2, chloroplastic
Exons: 7
Coding region: 1-546 (181 amino acids)
Cellular component (GO): chloroplast outer membrane
Molecular function (GO): amino acid transmembrane transporter activity
Source: RefSeq, a predicted model, not a curated record